AUGAAAUUUGCCGAUCAUGCUAUCGAAAGAGGUGCUCCAUGGGGUCUUGCCCGUAUAUCUCACCGCUCAAGAUUAACAUUCUCCACAUUCAACAAAUAUGAAUAUGCCGAAGGAGCUGGGGAAGGUGUCGACGCCUACGUGAUAGAUACUGGAACGUACAUCAAACACGGAGAUGUAGACGCUGAUGCAAAUGGCCACGGGACUCACUGUUCUGGUACCAUAGCUGGAAAGAAAUAUGGUGUAGCUAAAAAGGCCAAAAUUAUCGCUGUCAAGGUCCUCGACUCCAAUGGAUCCGGUACUAUGUCUGAUGUCAUCAAGGGUGUUGACUGGGCUACAAAUUCACAUGUCGAGAAGGUCAAGAACAUGUCUCUGGGUGGAGGCAAAUCUCGAGCACUCGACCUCGCCGUAAAUGGGGCAGUAUCAGCAGGUCUCCACUUCGCCGUGGCUGCUGGAAAUGACAAUGAUGAUGCUUGUAAGUACUCUCCGGCUUCUGCUCAACAAGCCAUUACAGUUGGAGCCUCAACUUUGUCCGAUUCGAGGGCUUAUUUCUCCAACCACGGACAAUGUGUUGAUGUUUUUGCUCCCGGCUUGAAUGUUCUUUCUACAUGGAAAGGAAGCAGAGAUGCUGUUAAUACGAUAUCCGGUACAUCUAUGGCAUCCCCACACGUCGCUGGACUCAUGGCAUAUUAUUUGUCUCUCCAACCCGAAGCGGAUUCUGACUUUGCUACUACAAUGCUCUCUCCGCAAGAGCUGAAGAAUGAUAUAAUCGCCGCCAGCACAAGGGAGAUGUUGGAAGAUUUGCCCCCAAAUACUCCUAAUUAUUUGAUUUGGAACGGCGGAGGUUUGUCUAACCUCUCUGCAAUUGUCAAGACAGUUGACCGCUCCUACGAUGAAUUCAUUUCAGAGGAAAACACUUCCACUAUGGAGUCUUUCAAGGAAUAUUUCGAAGAAGAAAUUGACUUUUUGUCGGAGAAUAUUGGUGACAAGGUUGAAGAAGCAAUAAACGAAGCUGAAGCUGUUUCCAGGGAGAUAGCUGAUGCCGUUAGCCUGAGUUUACACGAGCUUUGCGAUGAAUUUGGAGUCUAA
This is a messenger RNA of Blumeria graminis f. sp. triticale, 1086 nucleotides long. Lineage: Eukaryota; Fungi; Ascomycota; Leotiomycetes; Helotiales; Erysiphaceae. The record is from the annotation of a GenBank genome assembly.